GCGGGGCCACAGGAGGCCCCGCCCCUUUCGUCACCACACGGGGCCCCGCCCCUCGCGGCGCCUCCCUGGCGGCCGGCAGGGAGCCGGAGUCUGCGCGGGCGCCGAUUCGGGCACGGACUGUGGGGACAGGAAGCCGUGCUGAGCAGGCUCGAGGACUGGUGCUUGGAAAUGAGGGUACCCAGGGGAGAUGCACACGAGGUAGGCCUGCUGACCCGUCCAUGAGGCGGGCCCCCUGCCUGGGCCUGGGCCCCUGGCUGGGCAUGCGCCUGACGGUGCGGAAGGUGUUGCUGGCUGCUGGCUGCGCACUGGCCCUGGUGCUGGCUCUGCAACUUGGGCAGCAAGUGUUGGAGUGCCGGGCGGUGCUCGGGGGCGUGCGGAACCCACGGAGGAUGCGCCCGGAGCAGGAGGAACUGGUGAUGCUUGGGGCCGACCAGGUGGAAUACCGCUAUGGCAAGGCCAUGCCGCUCAUCUUUGUGGGUGGCGUGCCUCGCAGCGGCACCACCCUCAUGCGCGCCAUGCUGGACGCGCACCCUGAGGUGCGCUGCGGAGAGGAGACGCGCAUCAUCCCCCGUGUGCUGGCCAUGCGGCAGGCCUGGUCCAAGUCUGGCCGGGAGAAGCUGCGGCUGGACGAGGCGGGUGUGACGGACGAGGUGCUGGAUGCCGCCAUGCAGGCCUUCAUCCUGGAGGUGAUUGCCAAGCACGGGGAGCCGGCGCGCGUGCUGUGUAACAAGGACCCGUUCACACUCAAGUCCUCCGUCUACCUGGCACGCCUGUUCCCCAACUCCAAGUUUCUGCUAAUGGUGCGUGACGGCCGGGCCUCCGUGCACUCGAUGAUCACUCGCAAGGUCACCAUUGCAGGCUUUGACCUCAGUAGCUACCGAGACUGUCUUACCAAGUGGAACAAGGCCAUCGAGGUGAUGUACGCACAGUGCCUGGAGGUGGGCAGGGACAAAUGCCUGCCCGUGUACUACGAGCAGUUGGUGCUGCACCCCCGGCGCUCACUCAAGCGCAUCCUGGACUUCCUGGGCAUCCCCUGGAGUGACACUGUCCUGCACCACGAGGACCUCAUUGGCAAGCCUGGGGGCGUCUCCUUGUCCAAGAUCGAGCGGUCCACAGACCAGGUCAUCAAACCCGUGAACUUGGAAGCACUCUCCAAGUGGACCGGCCACAUCCCUGGGGACGUGGUGAGGGAUAUGGCUCAGAUUGCCCCCAUGCUGGCUCGGCUUGGCUAUGACCCGUAUGCAAACCCGCCCAACUAUGGGAACCCUGACCCGAUUGUCAUCAACAACACACACCGGGUCUUGAAAGGAGACUAUAAAACGCCAGCCAAUCUAAAAGGAUAUUUUCAGGUGAACCAGAAUAGCACCUCCCCGCACCUGGGAAGCUCGUGAUUUCCAGUCUCUGCAGGGCUCAGAUGUCUGAGUCUCCACCGUUGUAUGUAUUCGGAAGUCGGACUAACCCGAGCGCAUUCUUCUCAUUUGUGCCGUGGCCGCAGAGGCGGAGCAUUCGUCUCGGUGGAAAUGGACUUGGAGACUCUGCCUUCGGAUGCUCCAGGGUGGACAUCAAGGAGGGGACUACCUUCAGCUUCAGAAACUUAGGAAUUUUCUAUUUUUUUCUCCUCGAGAACUUUUUUUUAAAGAAUUGAAUUUGCUAUCUUCCCUAAGGGACAGGCUCCUUUGGUGGCCUCAUUUCCUGGGACAAGACCUGUGACCCGUUCCUCUCCUUGACUUGGACUCUGAACUCAAAGGAUCUAUUUAAGAGUUUAAUAUAUGGGCUUUCCUCCACCCUUGAGUCCUACUCACUUUCACAGAGAAAAGAAAUGAAUAAAGUAAAGAGGCUGC
Peromyscus californicus insignis is the source of this 1841-nucleotide messenger RNA. It is a transcript of the gene Tpst2, whose product is annotated as tyrosylprotein sulfotransferase 2. Gene Ontology annotation, cellular component: Golgi apparatus. Lineage: Eukaryota; Metazoa; Chordata; Mammalia; Rodentia; Cricetidae. The record is from RefSeq and is a predicted model, not a curated record. Gene Ontology annotation, biological process: peptidyl-tyrosine sulfation. Bases 219 to 1391 code for a protein of 390 amino acids. The transcript is spliced from 7 exons. Gene Ontology annotation, molecular function: protein-tyrosine sulfotransferase activity.